Molecule: messenger RNA, 3551 nt
Organism: Apis mellifera (honey bee)
Lineage: Eukaryota; Metazoa; Arthropoda; Insecta; Hymenoptera; Apidae
Exons: 4
Coding region: 182-610 (142 amino acids)
Source: RefSeq, a predicted model, not a curated record
AGAAGAUAAGAAUCGUAGCUUAUGUAUCGCAGGUGUCUCUAGUCGAGCAGAAUAUUACGUCGUGAGAACACGCUUCUGUAAAAUUUCUUCUGGAAAAAUUAUUAUCCUUUGUGAAAAUCAUCGAUAUAUCAGCAGUCCGAGGGAAUCCACUUUGCGAAGAAAACGCACGAAUUACGACAAGAUGAAUCUUUCCAAGUUUUCGAGGCAAAAGAACAUCGGUGAAAGAACAUUUUCAAGAACAUGGUUCUAUCGAUCUAUCGUUGACCGGCCACCUAAUUCGGCCGUAUUAGAUCGGACAACUAUCUGGCAAGAAACAAGAAGAAAAGGGACGUACUUACAUUCUUUGUGGCUGGCAACAAUGGGAAACAAGCCGAGCUACUUCCUUCCUGGUCUUAUCGGGUUCUUUGCCCGUUCAAAACAGACGUCCGACCUACGGAAUCACUAUUUUUUCACAAUUUUGACGAGGGUCGAAGGAUUGAUCGAUCUCGACCUGAAACUGGUUCACUACGGCCGAAAUUAUUCUCCGGAUUGCCGAUCAUUGUUCGCUCGUCGUUAUUCCCUUGGCGCUAUGAACGCGUCGAUUAUGAUAAAAUAUUGCCGGAAGGAUUAAUUAUCACGCAUGUUCGACAAAAUUUCCACAAUUUGUCGUCGCGAAACGAGCAUAUACUCGACUUCCAUUUAAAACUUUGGAAAGAAAUUCAAGAUGUUGUCAAGCGCCAAAUAAAUAUAUAUAUGUUAAUCAAGUGUUAAAAUUAUCGAUUUGUGAUCAAUCAGAUAAUUAUCGUACGAUUAACCAAGCACCGAGAAGACGCUGCAAUUAUCGACUUGUUCUACUUAAAGAUGCUUUAAUCAAGUUUAUAAUCAGAUUUUUGAUCACAAAUUACUUCGAAACCAAACGCAUUCGUAUCACUUGUAUAUAGGAAUGUAAUAAUAAAUUAUAAAAGAAUUUAGAAAUUUAAGAAAUUGUCAAGUGCCAAAUAAAUAUACAUAUAUUAAUCAAAUAUUAAAAUUACGAUUAAGACGCUGGAAUUACCGACUUGUUCUACUUGAAGAUGCUUUAAUCAAGUUUAUAAUCCAUAGAUUUUUGAUCACAAAUUACUUCGAAACCAAACGCAUUCGUAUCACUUGUAUAUAGGAAUGUAAUAAUAAAUUAUAAAAGAAUUUAGAAAUUUAAGAAAUUGUCAAGUGCCAAAUAAAUAUACAUAUAUUAAUCAAAUAUUAAAAUUACGAUUAAGACGCUGGAAUUACCGACUUGUUCUACUUGAAGAUGCUUUAAUCAAGUUUAUAAUCCAUAGAUUUUUGAUCAGAAAUUACUUCGAAACCGAACGCAUUCGUAUCACUCGAAUGUAAUAAUAAAUUAUAAAAGAAUUUAGAAAUUUAAGAAGUUGUCAAGUGCCAAAUAAAUAUACAUAUAUUAAUCAAGUAUUAAAAUUACGAUUAAGACGCUGGAAUUACCGACUUGUUCUACUUGAAGAUGCUUUAAUCAAGUUUAUAAUCCACAGAUUUUUGAUCACAAAUUACUUCAAAACUCAACAAUUCACGUAUUCGUAUCAGGAAUGUAAUAACAAAUUUGAGCAAAAGAAUUUUAAUUAAACAAAAGAAUAAGAAUAAAGAUGAUCGGGGCCUAUUUCAACACCGUCGUUUCUCACGUUAUCAGCAACGAAACGAAGCGGGAAAUUGAAAAUCGGACAAGCGGUUAUCCUUCCCUUCCCAAUAACCGGAAGAACCACAGCUUGCUCGUUCGACAAGGAUCAUCCGAACUUAGUUUUAGAAAGAGAGGAUCCUCCGGCGAAGCGGCAAAUUGUCGACGAGGAGAAACGAGCCAUAAGAAAGUUUCGUCGUCGUAGAUAAUGCGGCCGUUCGAACGACUGGUUCGAUUCGAUCUUCGAACCAGUUUCUCAGCUCGUCAAAACUCGACGAGCGUUGUACACGAUUAUCGAGAGAAUUAUCGACAUAGAGAGAGAAAUACAUUCUUAAAAUGGACGAAUUAUAAUUUUCUUCGAACUUUCAGGUACAUAUAUACGUUCCUUAUCGAGGAUAUUAUUUUCCUAUCUCUGGUGAAAAACAAGCUAAUCGCGAAAAAAGUUUUCGUGGAUGGAAAAAGCCUUUCCAGAUACCUUCGGAUGCCGAAGUUCGGGCAAAGAUGAUUCGAAGAAUGUUGGAAGCGACGACGUCGUUCAAGCGGUUGUUGGGGAAUUGAUAAGCCCAGCUUCUUCUUCCUCGCGCAGGCAACCGGCUUUUCAAGUCUCGUUUCUCUUUUUUUUUUUAUUUCCAGUACCAUAUACUCGUGGAGACGUUAUACGGAGUUGUAAUAUCGAAAGCGAGUCUCUUUGGAAUCUCUUAAUCAAGAGUUUCGAAAUAUGAAAGAAAGUAUAGAAGGAUAUCCUUUUUAAAAAAUUUGAGACGAAGGAGCAUUGGAUCUAAAAAUCUAAUUUUAACUCCCUUGCUCUUUCUAUUUUUUUAUUUCCAUUCAAUCGGCUUCUCAAUAAUUCAACGACAAACAACUGAAACAUGAUGAUACGAUAAUAAAAAGUGUAAAGAUACGAGGAUUUAAUUUGGAGAGAGUUUGGAGAGCUCUCCUUCCUUCGAAACGAAUAGUUAUUCUCGAACGAAUCGAUGUAACAUUUGGAGAAAAAAGAAACGAGAUCUCCAAUUUUCAUGCAAGCAAUCGCGCGAAGGAGUUCGCAACAAAUUGGACAAUCGUUGUUUCCUUCCUUCGACCCAAAAAGCGUGGCAUUCAUCUUUAUACUUCUCCUCGACCACCUCUCCUCAAUCUUUUUCGCGUUUUUCUACAAUUCCUCCCUUCCCUUCCCUUCCAUCCUUUUUACCACACGUCUCCUCCUUUUUCACCUCUCUCGGCUAGUUUCUUUGAAAUUUCCCUCUGGUUUACAGCAACCCUUCCUCCACUUUUUUCCUCUCCGCUCGCGGUAUAUCUCGUUAUUUUUUCCUGUUUUUCUCCUUCUCUUUUUUCCGUCUGCGACGACCCUUCCUUUUUAUUUUUUUUUCCUUCUGAUUUUCCUCCGCAGAGGACUUUGUUUUCGCCCUCCCUCCCUCCCUCUUCAUUUCUGGCCCGUUACGGGGCUAAUCCGCGAUUUCGACGCGGAAACGUGGAAAUCGAGCAUCGAAACGAACCGAUUGAGGAGGGCCACUGUGUGCGGUGGAAUCGGUGUGUGUGUGUGUAACACGAAUGAAAUAAAAUAGAAGCAAAAAAAAAAAAAAUAGAAAAAUUGAAAAAAAACGAGGGACGGCGAACCGGAUUGCAAAGGUAAAUUGAAUUGAAUCGAUUAAUAUGGUCGAUGAAUGCACCGUGUUCUCUUCCGAUCUUUCAUUCCGUUAAAGCGAACCGGGGAUUCAUCUUGAAAAUUGUAUGCGCUUUGAAAAACCAGGGUAAGACUUAUUUUUGUUUGAAAAACAACUUGUUCCGUCCAAUUGAAUAUAGACGAUUAUUUCAGGUUAAUGUUGAUAAUUAAAGGGUUUUUUCUCGUUUUGUGAAUGCUAAUGUUUUAUCAAUUUUUGGAAAUUUAAUUCGUAUAAAUUUAUUCUCACGAUUC